Fimicolochytrium jonesii is the source of this 1458-nucleotide messenger RNA. RefSeq lists its product as uncharacterized. Bases 99 to 1172 code for a protein of 357 amino acids. Gene Ontology annotation, molecular function: ubiquitin-like modifier activating enzyme activity; tRNA threonylcarbamoyladenosine dehydratase activity. NCBI's taxonomy places the organism in Eukaryota, Fungi, Chytridiomycota, Chytridiomycetes, Spizellomycetales, Powellomycetaceae. The transcript is spliced from 6 exons. Gene Ontology annotation, biological process: cyclic threonylcarbamoyladenosine biosynthetic process. The record is from RefSeq and is a predicted model, not a curated record. Gene Ontology annotation, cellular component: mitochondrial outer membrane.
UGGUUGGACUGGGCGGAGUCGGUAGGAGAUUUUGACCUCUGACGAACGGAAACUGGAUUCCGGGACUGAUCAAAACCUGUUGCAGGGAGUCAUGCGGUAUGUUGAGGACGUUUCCUUGCGAAACAGAGGAGCAGGAACUAGCUCAUAUCAGGAUGACCACACAGGCACAUAUGCUCAUGCGAUCAGGCGUCGAGCGCCUCCGCCUGAUCGACUUCGACCAAGUCUCCCUCUCAUCUCUAAACCGGCACGCCGUCGCAACCCAAGCCGACGUCGGGAUCCCCAAAAGCACCUGUCUCGAGCAGCACUUCAAGCAGAUCGCGCCGCACGUCGAGAUCGACGCCCGCAAUGAGCUGUUCACGCUGGAUGCGGCGCCGGAGUUGUUGGGUGGGAGGCCGGAUUACGUUCUAGACUGCAUCGACAACCUCAACACCAAAAUCGAUUUAAUCAAAUACUGCAAAGACAACAACCUCCCCAUCAUCUCCUCCAUGGGCGCGGGCGCCAAAGCCGACCCAUCACGGAUCCAGAUCGCCGACAUAAGCGAGACAUUCGAGGACCCACUGGCCCGCGCCACCCGCCGCGGCCUAAAACUCAAAGGCGUCGAAAGCGGCGUGCCUGUCGUCUACUCCACCGAGAAACCGGGCGCUGUUAAAUUGUUGCCGCUUGAAGACGAUAAAGUCGAGGAGGCGAAGGAAUACUCUGCUCUGCCUGAUUUUCGUGUCCGCAUCCUCCCGGUCCUCGGCACCCUCCCCGCCCUCUUCGGCAACUCCAUGGCGACCCACGUGAUCACUUCCCUCGGCAACUACCCCACAGAACCGCUCGCCAUCAAAUGUCGCGAAAAGACGUAUGCGCGCCUGCAUCGUGAUUUGGUGAAUAGGGAGAAGAAACAUGGGGGUGGGGCGAUGGGGUUGAAUAUUGCUGAUGUGGGGUAUAUUUUCGAGGAGAUAUGGCGCGGUCGCUCAGCCCUCUCCGGCACCUUCGAAAAGCUCGCCCUGCUCCGAUGGGACUCGUCGCAACCGAUCUCGUUCCAGAACAUCGUCUGUCUCACGCGCGCGGAGGCGGAGAAGCAUGAGAGGGUGCCUCCAGGGGAGCUGGCGGGGCAUUAUGGGGAGGAGGUGCUGAAGUUUGUGAGGGGACGGUGGGAGGAGGAGAGGAGGGUUGGGGGGUGGAGGUAGAGUUGCGUGGGUGGUUGGAGUAGGGGUUGAGGUGGAGGGAGGCACGUGGAUCUGCUCUGAGAUGUAUAGUGUAGGGCUUAUAGCGGUGUCUGUUUCAAUAUGUUAGAUAGAGGCUGGCUUUAUACCGGGUACGGAUCGGAAAUGCACUCCGCACCCUCUGAGCGUAUCACAUUUUCUCAGGGCCGUUGUGACUGAUCUUCAUGGAUGUAGUGGGGGGGCGUUCCUGCACACCUCAAACAUACAGUACUGUAUACAUGUACAGUAUAUAAACAUAUAGUCCAUAACG